Messenger RNA from Dioscorea cayenensis subsp. rotundata (Guinea yam), 3515 nucleotides. RefSeq names its product probable RNA-dependent RNA polymerase 2. The transcript is spliced from 4 exons. Gene Ontology annotation, cellular component: nuclear RNA-directed RNA polymerase complex. Gene Ontology annotation, biological process: siRNA processing. NCBI's taxonomy places the organism in Eukaryota, Viridiplantae, Streptophyta, Magnoliopsida, Dioscoreales, Dioscoreaceae. The record is from RefSeq and is a predicted model, not a curated record. Gene Ontology annotation, molecular function: RNA-directed RNA polymerase activity; RNA binding.
AACCCUCCAUGGCCUUGCCCCGCCGGUCGACGGUGAGGGUUUCCAACAUCCCGCCAACAGCCGUCGCCGGUGAGCUCUUCGACUACUUCGACGCCGUCGUCGGCUCCGUCUACGCCUGCGAGAUCGCCACCGCCCGCAAGAACUGGAAACCCCGUGGCUUUGGCCGCGUCCAAUUCGACUCCUUCCUCGCCGCCGAUCGCGCCCAUCUCCUCUCCACCGAGGAUCGCCUCCCCUUGUUCCAGCGAGCGCGCCUAUCGGUUCUCCCCUCCCUUGAUGACAUCGUCGUCCGCGCCGUCGAUGAGGGGAACCGCAUUGAUGAUGCUGAGGUCUUUGUGGGGAAUUUGAUUGCGGAGAGGACGAUGGAGGUGUUGGAGUCUUGGGAUAUGGUGAGAGUGGAGGUGAUCCCGGAGAGGAAGAAGGUGUUGGUGUUCUUGGAGGAUGGUUCUCGGUUGUAUAAGCUGGAGAUCAUGUUUGGGGAUUUAUUGAGGUGCUGUGGCUGUUUUUUGGGAGGAAAAGGUAAGGGAAGCGAACAAGAUUCCAUCUUGUUGCAGCUAAAUUAUGCACCAAGGAUUUUUGAGAGAAUUUCUGGGUCGGGAUUGACUUUGAAGUGUAGCGGUGAUCGGUAUCGUGUCUGUAAAGAAGAUUUUCCAUUUGUAUGGGCUCGUACAACAGACUUUUCAUCAACCAGCUCUUUUGGGAGAUCAUGUUAUUUAUGUGUGAGGAUUAAAGAUGGAUUAUCUUCUGCAGAAAUUCUCAAGAGCUUACCUUAUGUAGAAGAACUGGGAUAUCUGUCAUUAACUAGGCAUGAACUGUCGUGGUCUUCAUCUCUACUGGUUCCCAUCAUUGGUAUCCCACAAAAUAAGACAGUUGACUAUGAAGUCAUUUUUCAGCUUAAUUCUUUGCUUCACAUGCAGAAAAUUUCUGUUGGACAAUUAAACGGUGACCUCUUUGAUGCUCUAAGUGGAUUACCUCUGGAUUUAGCAGCUAAGAUCCUUAAGAAGAUGCAUAAGUUAAACUCGACAUGCUUUGAGCCUGUACAAUUUAUCCAGAGCCAAGUUGCUAGCAUCCACAAAGGUCAGAAGACUUCACAAUUUGACAAAAGUACCUUUAAUGAAAACUUAAUGAGUUGUCAUAGAGCUCUUAUCACCCCAUCAAAAAUUUAUUUUCUGGGUCCUGAAGUUGAAACAUCAAAUUAUGUGGUAAAAUAUUUUUCUGCACAUGCUUCUAACUUCCUUAGAGUUUCAUUUGUUGAGGAUGAUUGGAGCAAGCUUCCGGCUGAUGCCCUUUGACAAAUAUUGAGCGUGGUGUAUUCUCGAAAACCAUACAGAACUAACAUAUAUGAACGAAUUUUAUCUAUUCUAAAAAAUGGGAUUAUCCUGGGGUCAAAGAAGUUUGAAUUUUUGGCAUUCUCUGCAAGUCAGCUUCGUUCCAAUUCUGUUUGGAUGUUUGCUUCCAGUGAAGAUGUGACUGCAAAAAGUAUCAGAGAGUGGAUGGGCCAUUUCGAUGAAAUUCCUACUGUGUCCAAGUGUGCUGCAAGAAUGGGUCAAUUAUUCAGCUCUUCUAUGCAGAGUUUCAAUGUUCCAUCACAGGAUGUGCAAAGUAUUCAAGAUAUUGAAGUUGUUACUGAUGGGGUUAAGUAUUGCUUCUCAGAUGGUAUUGGAAAAAUUUCUCUGGCUUUUGCCAGGCAAGUUGCUCGGAAGUGUGGAAUGAGUGAUACUCCUUCAGCUUUCCAAAUUAGGUAUGGUGGUUAUAAAGGAGUUGUAACUGUUGAUCGUACUUCCUUUCGGAAGCUUUCAUUGCGUCAAAGUAUGAAAAAGUUUGAUUCAAGUAAUACAAUGCUUAACAUCACCAAUUGUAGUGACUAUUUGCCAUGUUAUCUGAAUCGUGAAAUAAUUUGCCUCUUGUCUACCCUGGGAAUUGAGGAUGAAAUCUUUGAGCUGAUGCAGCAAGCUGAAAUUCGUCUUUUAGAUCAAAUGCUAGUAGAGAGUGAAGCUGCUUUGACAGUUUUGGACAGAUUGAACGGCUUUGAAACUAAGACCACUAAAACAAUGCUAAUGCAUGGUUAUGCACCCAAUUCAGAACCUUAUAUUUCAAUGAUGCUCAGGGCUUGCCGUGACUAUCAGUUGUCUGACAUAAGAAGUAGAUGCAGGAUCUUUGUUCCAAAAGGCCGACUUUUAAUUGGUUGUUUGGAUGAAACAGCCACUUUAAACUAUGGUGAAGUGUAUCUCAGGAUAACCAUGAAAGGCAAUGAAAAACAACAAGCUACUGGUCAUACUUUCUUUGACAAGGCAGACCAAACAACUGCUGUACUAAUUGGAAAGGUGGUUGUCACAAAAAAUCCAUGUUUGCACCCUGGCGAUGUUAGAGUUCUUCAAGCUAUCUAUGAACCUGGACUGGAUGAGAUGGGUUUGGUUGAUUGCUUAGUUUUCCCUCAGAAAGGACCAAGGCCGCAUCCAAAUGAAUGCUCGGGUGGAGACUUAGAUGGUGACCUGUAUUUUGUAUGUUGGGAUGAAAAUCUUAUCCCACAGAAAACUGAUGAACCAAUGGACUAUACUGGACGAAAGCCGCGAUUUCUGGACCAUGCAGUUACAGAAGAGGAAAUUCAAAAUUUUUUUGUUGAUUACAUGGUUAAUGAUACACUUGGUACCAUUUCAACGACGCAUUUGGUUUAUGCUGACAAAGAACCACGCAAAGCCCGAAGCCCUAAGUGCCUUCAGCUUGCGAAUCUCCAUUCCAUGGCUGUUGAUUAUGCAAAAACAGGAGCACCAGCUGAAAUGCCAAGAAUAUUAAAACCAAAGGAAUUCCCAGAUUUCAUGGAUAGAUGGGACAGGCCAAUGUACAUGUCGAGCGGAAUUCUUGGUAAGCUUUAUAGAGCUACCUUAAGAAAGACCGACGUUGAGAGAUCUGAAGACACUUGCUUUGGAGUACCUGUGCAGUCCAUGUAUGAUAGUGACCUCGAAGUCGAUGGUUUUGAGGCCUUCAUUGAAGUUGCAGAAGAAUUUCGGGAUUUAUUCUCUGAGAAACUUAGCUCAUUGAUGACUUACUAUGGUGCAGAGUAUGAGGAUGAGAUACUGACUGGUUAUUUGAGGAAUCGAUCAGCUUAUCUGCAGAGGGAUAAGAGGAGAUAUGGAGAAAUGAGAGACCGGAUUUUGCUCAAUGUCAGAAACUUGCAGACGGAGGUGAAAGGUUGGUUUGAUAGUAGCGGCAGCGGCAGCGGCAGUGACACGACCAAAAUGGCAUCGGCUUGCUAUCAUGUUACAUACCACCCGAACUAUUAUUCAGCUUCUAAUUUCCUGAGUUUUCCGUGGAUUUUUAGCGAUGUUCUGUUAAGUGUAAAAUCAUCGAAAAAGCUUUGUAGGUGAGGAAUCUAACAUCACGUUUACAAAGAAAGGUUACUGCUGUGGUUUUCUUUGGCGACUCAUUUUACUUCAAAGUUCUAACUAUUGUAAAUUAAAACUCUUGGUUCUGAAUUUAAUGAUAAUUAAAUGACUCUUAUGAUCAUCUUUGUUAUUUAA